Messenger RNA from Rhagoletis zephyria (snowberry fruit fly), 935 nucleotides. RefSeq lists its product as uncharacterized. Lineage: Eukaryota; Metazoa; Arthropoda; Insecta; Diptera; Tephritidae. The record is from RefSeq and is a predicted model, not a curated record.
UGACCGCUCUAAAAGACCGAGCCCAGCCCUUCUUCACCUUCGCCCACCUGGCCGACCUGACGCACAACAACUUCUGGGCGGCUGGCAAGGCCGACCAGCCACUGCACCAGCUGCUCAGUGAACUGGUUCGGCGAGGCAUCACCCAGAACACCUUCAUCUUCCUGCUGGCAGACCACGGCAUACGCUUUGGCCGCAUGCGGCGAACCCGUUCAGGGCAAAUGGAGGAACGCCUGCCCUUCUUCUACCUCUUUGUUCCUGAGGGAAACCAACAGCAAACGGGUGACAACAGUCGGAAAACACCGGCGGAACAGCUGAGAGCAACACUUCGUGCGAAUGCACAUCGCCUGACGAGCCAUUUUGAUUUGCACGCUACGUUGCGCCACAUUGUGGAGAAGAAAGCACCUACAACUGAUGAUGAGCCGUAUGGAAGAUCGCUCUUCACGCCAAUUCCACCUGAUCGAACCUGCGAGUCGGCGGGAAUUAGCGAAAAGUGGUGUCUCUGCUCGCAGUUUGACAACUGGCGCAGCGGCACAGAAGAGGCAAAGGCGAUUUUGGGCCACUUUGUCGCCGGUCAGGUGAAUCUGCUGCUCGGUGGUGAGCCAAAGUGUGCCCAGCUGCAGCUGGACCAGGUUGAAGAGGUGCUCAUUCGCACUGAGCCACUGUCUGCUGAUGGCAGUGACCUCUUUACAGUACAGGCUGUACUGGAGCCUGGUGGUGGACUCUUUGAUGCGACCCUUCGAGUGGACAACUCAUCGCUGCUGCGCCUCAAUCAUGCCGAGUCACUGCUGCCCGCCAAAGUGCCCCACAUUCACCUGAUUGGUGACAUCUCGCGAUUGAAUGCCUAUGGAAACCAGUCUGCCUGUAUUGAUGAUUCAAUACUGGAGAAGUACUGCUUUUGUAUCACUAGCAAUCUUGAUCUCAAUCAGGCAAUUUGA